Messenger RNA from Penicillium maclennaniae, 1575 nucleotides. RefSeq lists its product as uncharacterized. Bases 1 to 1575 code for a protein of 524 amino acids. NCBI's taxonomy places the organism in Eukaryota, Fungi, Ascomycota, Eurotiomycetes, Eurotiales, Aspergillaceae. The record is from RefSeq and is a predicted model, not a curated record. The transcript has a single exon.
AUGGCGCGUCAGGGCAAUCAAACUCCAGUGACGCGCACAGGCAGUUUACCGCCUAGGAUCUCCAAAUCUGCACGAUCGACGUCCAGACCCAAACGGCCCCCCGGACGCCCUUUCAAGCUACCUCGGAGUGCAAGUGCAAGCAUCUCAUCAUCCCGGUCUAGUCGCUCGGGCCGACCCUCGGCAUCCCCGAGCGUCGCCCCAACUCCACCUCGCAGGGUGCUGUCCAUGCUCGAGGCCCUGCCCAGGGAGCUCAUUGAGCAGAUCUUUCUCCAUUCAUUAAACCUCAACCUCCCACGGGCUUCACCCGCCCUCGCUGCCGCGCUCUCUAGAGAACACAUCUACAAGCUUCUGAUCAUCCUCGCCUGUUGGGAUGACCCGCCAGACAGCAGCUCCUCAUACAAAGGCAUCGGGACCCUCCUAGCGCCGCUGGAUUACAUUCCAUUGGGCAUCACUCAACGCGCCAAGCUGCAGGAGGAUGUCUUCCGCUGUCGAUUUUGCACCCUGGAUCGCGUCCGAGACCAGAUUCCCACCAUGAUGCUCUUGACCAUCCGCCGCCAGUGGAUCAACAACGAUAUCGUUAUGGAGCCAGACCAGCAGGAAGCUUUGGAACAGUUCAUGGAGCGCAAAGACAACAAAGUUGCCACCUUCCAAGGAAAAGGACCGCCAGUCCAAAUAGUGCCCCAGAUCAGGGCCAAUCCCGAAUUGCUGCGUCGAGCCCAACAGCCCGGUCCGCACGAGUACGAGCUAUGCGUCAACCCGAUGACCCUCAUCGAAUACCGCUCAAAAACAUUAGGCACAACCGUCACUUGGCCCGCCCUCAAUCUUAAAGUCUUCCCACCCAAUCUCCUGCGCGGCGGACCCAACGGCUUCAGCGAUGCCGACGUCGAAUUCCUCGAAAUGCUACGCAUCACCUCGGGCAACACCCUUCCGCCCUCCAGCGAGCUGGGACCUUGUACAUAUACCACCGUGGACCGGGGCGCCCUACACACUGGCGUGAACAAAGCAAUCUUAACGCAGAAUUUCGCGGCUCUCGAAACAUUACUCAAAAUCGACGAGCUCUUCUGUCGCUUCCACGGCCAUAGAACAGAAGAAUCCGUCUUCUACACCAUCCCAUCCGAGCACUACCUCACCGUGAUCCGUCUACGCUGCGAUCCCCUACAGAGCGUCCGACUGUUUCAGACUCUCCUCCGUGCCUCGGCGGAGUCGAUGCCGAUCAAAUCGACGGAACUGACUCAAUGGAUGUUUAAUCUCGUUUCGAUGGCUGAGCAAGAUCCCGUGCGAUAUGGCCGAAUCAGCAAAUUCGUCCACUGGUUAAUGGAUUUCUAUCUUGAGAUCGAGAACCAUAUUGAAAGGGCGGGGGAAUAUCCUGUCCACGCAUUGUUCUAUCAGGGAUUGUUGGAUCCACAGGAUGGGAUGGGAAGGAAGUAUAUUGAUGCAGUAUAUGGCCCCGGUGCGGAACCGCCCAAGCGAUAUAUCGAUGAGACUUCGUUCGACGCGAAGCAUUGGUGGUUGAAGCAGGCUGGCCCGCAAGUGCCUCCUCGUUUUGUGAGAAGUCCUCCGCGGACCGGGCCUUGA